UAGAGCGAGGUCAGCUUCCGUUUGACACCCGGCUUUGAGCCUCGCUCCCUGGCUGCACAGAGUGGAGAGGGGCGGUGUUUGGAUGUUUCGGUCGAUCGGCAGAGCAUUUAUUAUAUGAGCAAAAAAUAAAAAAGAUAAAUUAAAAAAAAAAAGGGGGGUUGUACGCAGUGCAAGGGGAACCGCCAACAAACCACGUGAUCAAACGCGGAAACGGUCUGACAGAGGAAAGUGGAGUGGAGAAGAGAGGGGAGUGGAGGUUUCGGUGUCCGUUGGUGUUUUGAGCCGCUGGCGCUUUCACUAGCCGCUCUCCCCGCACCGAACAGUGCACCCACACGCGCAGACGACCGCGGUUUUUUUUGCUGUCUCUACGGCUUAGAUGUGCGGCUCCCGCCCGGCGUGAAUGAAGCGAGGUAAGCUCGGCGGACAAGGACAAACAAAGCAAAAGAAAUGGUGGCUCUGAGGUCAGACUGCUGAGAUGACAAGGCUGUGACAGUGUGUGUCCAAGUGUGUCUGUACUGGACCAAUUUCUGUGACAUGGCCGCUGCUAAGAAAAGUUGUGCGAAGGCAGGAGGCGUGCGCUUCUCAGAGGAAACCCCUGCUGCCGGAGCCCCAUCACAUGUUCAUUUCGACGAAAAGCUGCACGACUCCGUCGUCAUGGUGACUCCGGAGGAUGAUGGCAACUUCAUGGUCAAGGUUGGCUUCCUAAAGACGCAGCACAGAUACGAAAUAGUGUUCAACUUGCCCGAGGUCCCAGCUCUGGGGAAGGAUGUGUGUCCAGCGCCUGUGCCCAGUCCACACCUCCGGAUCACUGACAUCACACCGGCACCAGAGGGAGGUCUGAAGGUAACGUGCGAGUACAUGGCCCAGCAGGAGGGAGUUCUUUGCGAGGAGGUGCUGUUGCUAAGCGAGACCAACGAGGACAUCUGUGUUAAGGUCAAAGUUCACGCCAGAGUCAUGGAUCGCCACCACGGUACGCCGAUGCUGCUGGAGGGAGUUCGCUGCAUCGGGGUGGAGUUGGAGUACGACUCCGAACAGAGUGACUGGCAGGGGUUUGACUAAAUCUCAAGGUCCUGCCCUCCUUUCCCACCUGAAGUACACACGCGUAUAAACACAAACACGGAGUCCUAAGAGGAAAUGAGUGUCUGUGUCCUGAGAACAUUUACAUACGAGAACAAUCAUCUGCUGUGACUCUCGCCACAACAUCGACAGCGUCUGAACGGACAUUUUGUCGCUUUGCUGCUUCUUCCUCUGGCUCCUCCAACUUUCCUUUGUUCAUCCCGACAUGCUGUAUUCUCUGCUGUUAAGCUGCGUUUUCCUCACUGAACCUCUGGAUGGCAGCAGUGCUCUUAAAAAUCAGUGCAGCCUCAGAUCUUUUCUCAACGCCUCUUGUUCCCCAGUUCACGAUUUACCCGACGUGCAAAGUGCGACAUUUAUUCCACAUGAAUUUACAGUAGCGAGGGUGUAAAUAAGGGCUCGUUUAUUAAUCCGAAAAGGCAUGAAACUGACCCUAAAGGAAGGAACAGGUCUGCACAAUUCAGGGGAAUACGGCUGAACUGAGAAGCAGUGCCGGGCCUGUAGUGUCUCUGUUUCACCAUGAGGCAGGCGCCGCAGACCACUGUUUAUAACGCUCCCCAAUCUGCUCUGCUGCAGACUGGUCACAGUUCUCCAUUUAAAGGAAAAAUCCAACUUUGACGUUCUUAAGCAUUUAUAUAAUAAAAGUCUGUCGGGUUCAGUGCAUUUCAGGGGUUGUAAUGGACAUUUCUGUUGUACUUUACCUCCACCUGCCCUGACUACUUCUGCUUAGGUUUUAUGGUUCAUUGGCAGCUACAGAAAUGGAGAGAGGGGGUUUUCCAGUCAUGCAAAACAGAAAAUAAUGCUGAACUUCCCCUGUAAAAAGCCUGAAAAACAGUGCAUUUAUAGUAAGAGGCACUGUCUCUUUUAUUGUGAGGAAGUGAAAGCAAACUGUGAGGUCGACUGUUGACGUUUUAGGUCAGUGAUUUAGAAUUUUCUGCCUCAGAAUUUCUUUGUUGUUGAGCGCUAAAUAUCUUCACACGUUGUUAUGUUUGGCCACUUUCCACAGAAGUAAAAAAAAAAAAAAAAAACCCUGUACAACAAAACGACAAAAUUGG
Molecule: messenger RNA, 2129 nt
Organism: Xiphias gladius (swordfish)
Lineage: Eukaryota; Metazoa; Chordata; Actinopteri; Istiophoriformes; Xiphiidae
Gene: adisspb
Product: chromosome 12 C20orf27 homolog
Exons: 6
Coding region: 535-1059 (174 amino acids)
Source: RefSeq, a predicted model, not a curated record